Tilletiaria anomala UBC 951 is the source of this 2961-nucleotide messenger RNA. RefSeq lists its product as uncharacterized. The transcript is spliced from 2 exons. The coding region runs from base 1 to 2961 and encodes 986 amino acids. Lineage: Eukaryota; Fungi; Basidiomycota; Exobasidiomycetes; Georgefischeriales; Tilletiariaceae. The record is from RefSeq and is a predicted model, not a curated record.
AUGCCAUGCCUCUGCGAUGACACGUCGCGUGUCGGGCCAGCGGGGGGCUACGCGUUUCGCCUCAACUUUCAAAGCCCAGUGCCAUGGCCCGACCGCCGCCUUCAAUCCUCGUCCAACGUCAAUAGCGCGCAUGCAGAUGUGAGCAAUUCAAAUGCAACUUCGCCUGGUGCAAAGUUCUUGCCGCAGCGGGAUACAGGCGAAAGACAAUAUGCCUCAGCAGCGUACGUUCAGCAGCUGUACUAUGCUACGCUCUGGCAAGGCGAAGCGUACGCGUCGCUGUCCGACUUUGCGCGCUACACCUCGCGUCUCUUCACACAGUGCAUCGAGCAGUGCGAACAAGGAGGCAAUGGAACCGCACCGCCGUCAGCAGGCGAGCGCCAUGAUCCGGAACUCGCCCCAGACAGUCAGAGACCGAAUGGUAUACGUUUGCUGGUCGAAGUGCUCCAGCUGCUCCUGCGCAGCGGCGACAGAGUGAGCAGGCGAAUGCGGCAGGUCGUACCUUCGCGUUUGGGUCGUGUCACUCGAAAGUCUGCGGAGACAAGCGGGGACGAGGGUGACAUUUCACUACCAGAAUGGAAAGCGCUCACAGCAUGCCUGCAAAGCGGGCCGGCGGCCAGCGUCAGAGCAUAUCUGGAGCAACAAUACCAAACGGAGGAGGGCGGCGCUGAUGCAACAGUUUCUCUAGUCGGUAUCGUUAAGCAUUGGCUCGCCGCCAUGGAAUGCCGAGAGCUUCAGCUACAAAUCCUUUUGACGCUGCUUGCCCUCCGCGUUUGUGCUUCAGAUCCCGUCGUUCUUGAGGAGCACCGUUGCGAGCGCGUGCGCAAGACCGAAGCUCAGGCUCAGGCUCAGCAUGUGGAGCGGCAAGAGGGCGAGUCGCAAAGCAACGACCGGUUGGCAAAUACGCAAGAAGAGAGCCAAAACGAUGACUUGCAACUAUGCGGGAUCCAGGCAUUAAGCCAACAAGGGCAGCCGCAGCUUUUGAGUAGCGGCAAGGAAUGUCUAGGAGGUGAAGAGGGAAAGGAGAAAGAGAGAGAGAACGAGGGCGACGCGCCGAUUGCGAAGAAACGAAAGCGCAAAAGCAUGCCACCGCAUCGUUUCGGGGGCGUUGGCGCCGGCAUAGGUGGUGCGUUUCCCUGGCAGCGACGGCUAACGAAGGAGACCCACAGGUCUGUGUCUUCUACCGCAGCCACACCUGGCGCUGGUGAAGGCCUUCUAUCUGCGGGCGAUGAACAAACUUGGAAGUUAGCCGCAGACGGCAGUGGCAUCGGAGAUGAGCAGAUCUCCUUCGACGUUGAUGCCCUCUCGACCAGGUUCGAGAUGCUGACAGACAAGUUGUGCUUGCUCACGCUUGUCACAGGCCUGGGUGAUCUCAUGCCCACCGCCGAAGGGGAAUCAAAAGCGAAAGCGGAAGCUGGCGGCACACCCGGAACUGCCAUUGGAGCAAGCGCUGCCACGAACGUCCUCUUCGGCUCGGCCGCACGCCCUAAAGAUGCGCGCGACGAACGGGAUGAAGUGCAAUACUUUUGUUCGUCGAUCGUUAAGCCUUUCUUCUCCACUGCCCUGCCGCGCCAAUACGCCGCGCUGCGUAGCAAGUGCUUUGUCACUGCUGGCAAUGCUGGAACCGGAUUCAAAGGCACGCCGUCGUGGCCUGGUGUGUCCGCAUCUGGGGCCACUGUGGGUGGGUCAAAACGCAGUAAGUCCGGCACCCUGCUCGCCUCCCCUUCUGCAGGAAUGGAUUCGGGCUCCGCGUCGGCUGCAGGAGCAGGGCCGGGCAUCGCGCCGAGCUCGGCCGAAAAGCUGGACCUCAACCUGGCCCUUCGAGACGAGAAGCGCAAGCAGCGCGAAAAGGCAGCGCACGCGAAGGAGGCAUUCGACACCGAAGCCCUGCGCCGCGAGUUGGACAGUCAAGCCCGCAACAGCAAGCGUCUGCGGCGCGACUCGUCCGUUGGACCCGGUGCUGGCGCCACAAGUGCUACCGCUGCUGCUGAAGGUGGCAAAGGAGGAAAGGAGAAGGCCAAAGUCACGCGCGAGGUUGACAUGGUCAGAAGGUUCAGGCGCAGCGCCAGUGCCGUGCUCACCUCGGAUGUGCUGCACUCUGUCGGUCCCAACAGCGGCAGCACCGCGGGCGGGAGGCAAAACAACGAGGAGUCCUCUUCCACCGGCCUCGCUGCCUCGGACGCUGCUGCAAAGCAAACCUCAACAAAAGUCUUUGGUGCUCGUCCGAGAGUGCUCGAACGGACGCAGUCGCUCAUUCCGCGCAGGUCUGCCACACCUAGCUCUGCGGAUGGCUGGACAGGUGUACGGCUGCCUCGGCAAAGCUCGGUGCUGCAUGACGACCGCCAGCCUCCGCACCAGCACCCGCAAGUGAGGCAGGCGAGCGUCCCGCCCCCGCAUAUGAUGGCUGCAAGCAAGGCAUCCGUCGAACAACCAGUGCAGCAAGAUCUCACAGUUAGCGCUAGUGAGGAGGCCGAGGCUGACAUCAAAGAGUGUGUCAAAGACACUGCCCAGGACAUAAGCGAUACUGCAGAAGAGGAAGAGCAAGGUGACGGGGAGGGAGACGACGAUGAAGAACCCAUGGAAGUGAUUAUACCGCGCAAGCGCAAGUCGCUUGCAGAGAAAUCCGCCUCGAGCAGCAACACUCUGGGCAGAUGGAUGUUCUUCGAAUCGCACGACCUUUCGGACGUUGGUGACAAAGACAAGAAACGCGCAGAGAGGCCACAGUCACUACCCAGCAAGAACCCGUUUGCACGCACGGUUUCCGAGAGCAAUAGCGGCGGUAGCACAGGUCUACAGCGGGCCAGGACCGGCAGAAAUCCUUCCACAGUGGCAAAAGCUCUAGCGCAUGCGCCGACAAGCGAAGAACAGCAGCAUACGCAGAUAGUGGAAGACAUUUUGGUAGAAUCCUGUCCUGCUGAGCUGGGACGCAUGUGGGGAGGCUGUACUCCUCUUCGUUCGCCCUAG